GUAAGCUUAAUGUCUCCGACCCUUGCACUUGCUUUUCCCCGGAUUCUCUCAUUCUUCUUUCACUAUGGUCUACUGGUAUGCCUCGCCUUUUCCCCUUCUUUCCUCUUUUCACCCGAGUAUCUUGAUCCUCGCAGAAUUCAGUUACUCAUCCCAAUUAAACCAACCAAGAGGAUCGGCCCUCAUGGCGUAAUCUCCGACAUGUACGCCCUCUGAUUGGCCCAUGGAGGGUCUGGCCCGUUUGGCGGCAGUGAACAAUCAUUACUCUUUCUGGUUUUGCAAACUGCACUUCAUUUCUCCUUUUCGUUGAAUGUGCGGAGGUGAAGUAUCGACGCCUGGUUAACUCUUGCUUUCUUUUUUUUUUUUUUCUUUCUUUCUUACACUCGUUUCUCCAUGCUUUCACGCGCUUAAACAUCAUGCCUCCUCCCCUUUUCCGGGAUACACCAUCAUCCGCCAGCAGCUCUCAGCGGUACACUCCAUUGCACGAAUCGAUCCCCGAAGAGCUCAACGACAGAGAAUACGGCUCGGAUGCUGACUCUCUCCCUCUCUCGGACCCUUCCGAUGGCGACGACAGCUCCGAGAUCAAACUCCGUCGUGUAGACCGCAACGGAGCCCGCAAUAAUCAAGCCUUCGCCUAUGUGCCUGUCUUGCGAAAAUCCGGCGAUGUCGAAGCGUAUCUAGACAGUAUAACCGAGGCAGAGCAGGAGUUGCUCUCGGCAAGUCGACAGUAUGAUGACCUGGAUGACGAUGACGACGAUUCGGAUGGAUACGGCCUCGGGGUGAAAAGGGGACAGAGACAGGGGUUACUACAACGAACACGCGGUCGUCGCACAGGUUGGCGGACGGUCUAUUACUCGAAAUAUUGGUGGCGCGUACUGAUUGGGGUCGUGGUGGUCUUGGUCCUCCUGGUGCUGAUAUUCCUGGGCCUUGCGAGGUCGAGGCAGGCUGGGGACGAGCUGGAUUAUGCAAUGAUUCCGGCAGAAUCAUGGUUCCCUACUCCGCGGGGCGGAGCCUUGAAGGAAUGGGCAGCGGAUUAUAAAAAAGCAGCUUUGUUGGUUGGGAGUAUGACCCUUAUCGAAAAGGUCAAUAUCACAACUGGGACCGGUUGGCGGAUGGGACUCUGUGUGGGUAAUACGGGUAUGUCUUUUCAAGUCCCGUGCGCAAACGUUUUACUUACAUAUCCAGGGCCGGCCGAAUCUGUCCACUUCCCCUCCUUAUGUUUACAAGACGGGCCGAUGGGAAUACGGUAUGCGGAUCACAUUUCUGCUUUCCCUCCGGGUUUGACUACGGGUGCCACCUGGAAUCGCGACCUAAUCCGGGAACGAGGGGUUGCGAUGGGGUUGGAGGCACGCUUGAAGGGUGUCAAUGUCCUUCUGGGACCAUCAAUGGGACCUCUCGGAAUGAUGCCCGCAGGGGGACGAAACUGGGAGGCAUUCGGUUCCGAUCCCGUGCUACAAGGAAUUGCUGCGGCAGAGACCAUCAAGGGCAUUCAGAGUAAUGGCGUCAUGGCUACUGCAAAACACUUCGUGAUGAACGAGCAGGAGCAUUUUCGCCAACCCUUUGAAUGGGGAAUUCCGACCGCGCUGUCAUCGAACGUUGGCGAUCGUGCCUUGCAUGAAGUGUUUGCAUGGCCUUUUGCAGAGAGUAUCCGCGCCGACGUAGCCAGCGUCAUGUGCGCAUAUCAGAUGGUGAACAACAGUCACGCCUGCGAAAACAGCAAACUCCUGAAUGGUAUCCUCAAGGAUGAGUUGGGGUUCCAGGGGUUUGUGCAGUCCGACUGGCUGGCUCAACGAUCAGGUAUCAACAGCGCAUUGGGUGGGCUCGACAUGAGCAUGCCCGGCGACGGCUUGCACUGGGCGGACGGGAAGUCCCUAUGGGGCAGCGAACUGACCCGUGCCGUGCUCAACACGUCGAUCCCCAUGGAGCGUCUGAACGACAUGGUAACCCGUAUCGUGGCAGCAUGGUACCAUCUCGGACAGGACCAAUGGGAACGGCCAUCGCCCGACGGUGGAGGCGGUCCUAACUUCUCCUCUUGGACGGAUGACCAAACCGGCUGGUGGCAACAGGGCAGUGCCGAGGCUAACGAUCUGGAAGGAGGAUGGGGUGUUGUUAACAAGUACGUGGAUGCUGGUGCAGGACACGGUGACAUCGUGAGAAAAGUAGCCGCGGAAGGCAUCGUCCUAGUGAAGAACAACAAUAACACCCUACCGCUGUCUCGUAGUCCGCCGAGCCCUUAUCGCAUCGGGAUCUAUGGUGACGAUGCUGGCCCGGCCUUAGGACCGAAUGCGUGCCCCGAUCGUGGAUGCAGUCAGGGGACAUUGGCGUCAGGGUGGGGCAGUGGGACUGUGGAAUUUCCUUUCCUCGUGAGUCCCUUGGAGGCUCUGCAGGGUGCCUGGGAAUCCGAUGUAGAGAUAACUCCAUAUCUGCAAAAUAUGGUGAUGCCCGUGAAUAUCCAAGAUAAAGAUCUGUGUCUCGUGUUUGCCAACGCAAACUCCGGCGAGGGGUAUAUCUCCGCUGGGGGAAUCCACGGUGAUCGGAAUGAUUUAUUCUUGCAGAAAGGAGGCGACACCUUGAUUCAAGCUGUGGCUAACAAUUGUCCGGGGCCGACAGUGGUGGUUGUUCACGCCGUCGGCCCGGUCGUUGUGGAGUCGUGGAUUGAUCUUCCCGGCGUGGAUGCGGUGCUCUUUGCCCAUCUGCCUGGUCAAGAAAGCGGAAAUGCACUAGUGGAUGUCCUGUUUGGCGACGUUGACGCGAGCGGUCGACUGCCGUAUACGGUUGGAAGGAGCCUGGAGGACUACGGACCCGGGGCACAAGUGCUAUAUGAAAACAAUGCGCCGGUACCGCAAGUUGAUUUUAUGGACGCGCUAUACAUUGACUACCGGUAUUUCGACAAAUUUAACAUCACGCCACGAUAUGAGUUCGGCUUCGGCCUUUCCUACUCCACUUUCGAGCUGUCUAGGCUGCAGAUUAAGUCGAUCCAAUGGAAGUCCCGACUGCCAAAGUCGCGGCCGCAAGACCCAGUGUCCCCGCCAGAGUAUGACACUCGUCCACCCGUCAACGAAAGUGUGCUUUUCCCUGAAGGUUUCCACGCACUAAGCAAGUUCGUCUACUCAUAUCUGCCAUCGCUGGAUGGCACGGCGGCAGAAAAUUAUACACACUACCCCGACGGUUAUGACCUGCCCCAACGGCCGUCUGAAGCAGGAGGCGGCCUUGGUGGAAAUCCGUCACUAUAUGAAGAAAUGGCUAAAGUACAAGUUCAAGUGGCUAACACGGGCACCCGCGCGGGUCAGACCGUGGUCCAAGCCUAUGUGUCAUUCCCAUCGGACGUGGUGGAAGACGGCGACUUAGUAGAGGUGCCGCUAGACGAGAAGGGGGAGAGGGUGACCUUUGUGCGAGACAAAGAACCGGUCGAAUUUCCGGACAGGGUUCUCCGCAACUUCACCAAGAUUGCUUUGGAACCGGGCGAGAAGAAGACAGUUGAAAUGACUCUGAACCGCAAGGAUCUCAGUUACUGGAGUGCUCGCCAGCAGAAUUGGGUCAUGCCGGACGGUGACUUUCAAAUCUGGGUCGGGCAGAGCUCACGGGAUCUGCCCUUGCACGGCAAGUACUGAAAAAUGAUGCCCAUUUUUUUUUACCCUUUACAGCAAGCGACAUACCUUGUAAUUAACUUUUUUUUUUAUCCGAUGCACAUAGAAGUUACAGAUAUAUAUAGAGCAAGCUGCACAGCCAUGAAACAUAAC
Aspergillus caelatus is the source of this 3737-nucleotide messenger RNA. Its product is annotated as beta-glucosidase. Gene Ontology annotation, biological process: glucan catabolic process. The record is from RefSeq and is a predicted model, not a curated record. The transcript has 2 exons. The coding region runs from base 414 to 3608 and encodes 1064 amino acids. Gene Ontology annotation, molecular function: beta-glucosidase activity. NCBI's taxonomy places the organism in Eukaryota, Fungi, Ascomycota, Eurotiomycetes, Eurotiales, Aspergillaceae.